AUGGCGGAUGAGGUGAAACUUUUGGGAGUUGUGGGAAGCCCAUUUGUAUGUAGAGUACAGAUUGCUCUAAAAUUCAAAGGAAUUGAAUACAAUUUUGUUCAAGAAAAUUUGGCCAACAAAAGUGAUCAACUCCUUAAAUAUAACCCAGUUUAUAAAAAGGUUCCAGUUUUUGUUCAUAAUGAGAAGCCGAUAUCAGAAUCUCUUGUGAUUCUUGAGUAUAUUGAUGAAGUUUGGAAAAAUAAUCCUAUUUUUCCUUCUGAUCCAUACCAUAGAGCUUUGGCACGAUUUUGGUCCAAGUUCAUCGACGACAAGAUUGUGACUCCUUCAUUCAAAUCUUUUUUUACGGUUGAUGAGAAAGAGCGCGAGAAGAGUAUUGCAGAAUCAACAGAGGCUCUUCAAAUUCUUGAGAAUGAGCUAAAAGACAAGUUUUUUGGUGGAAAAGAGAUUGACAAUGUUGAUAUUGCUGCUGUGUUCGUAGCAUUUUGGAUUCCAUUGCUUCAAGACAUAAUAGAGCUGAAAUUAUUCAAUGCUGAGAAAUUUCCAAAGCUUUAUAAGUGGAGCCAAGAAUUUCUCAACCAUCCAACUGUGAAGGAAAUUAUGCCUCCUAGAGACCCUCUUUUUUCCUUUUUCAAAGGUAUGCAUGACAACCUUCAUUCGUCUUCAAAAUAG
Lathyrus sativus (Indian pea) is the source of this 669-nucleotide messenger RNA. NCBI's taxonomy places the organism in Eukaryota, Viridiplantae, Streptophyta, Magnoliopsida, Fabales, Fabaceae. The record is from the annotation of a GenBank genome assembly.